AUGAGCACCUCUACCGGAAUCCAACCCAGUUUCUCCCCUCAAUCUACCAAAAGUAGCAACCAACCAACCUAUUCAACAGAUUCAAAGCCCCCAAAAUCAACCUACAGAAUUCUCAAAGAUGCCGGCUUUCGCAGCAUGAACGAUUUCAUGUUCUCACAUGGAUUGAAAUUACAUGAUGAUGAACAUCUAGAGCAAGCAAAAGAAAUGAUUGAGAGGAUGAAGGAGGAAGAUUUGAUGGGGGAGGAUCUGAUGAGAUUGGAGUUUAGGGCGGCUAACGAUGAAGAAAAUGUGAAGGAUCAACGAGGUAUGGAGAGCUCGGAAGAUGAUGAUGAUGUAGUUGAAUUGAUCGGAGUUUUGAAGGUGGUUAGUGAUGAAGAAGGUGGUGUGGUGGAAUCAAUCAGGGUUUUGGAGGUGGUUAGUGAUGAGGAAGAAGAAGAUGGCAUAGAAGAGUCAAUCGAAUUUGCGGACGUGGUUAGUAGUGACGAAGUGGAUGAUGGAUUUCAGGUGUCUGGGGUUGAAAUUGUGGAGGAACUGGAUAGGGUUUCAUCUAGGGAAGAAGAACCGGAUGAAUGUGUCGAUGUUGAUGUUGAUAUUGGUAUGGUCGAUGAUGGAGAUGAUGGAGAUGAUGGAGAUGAUGGAGAUGAUGGAGAUGAUGGAGAUGAUGGAGAUGAUGGAGAUGAUGGAGAUGAUGGAGAUGAUGGAGAUGAUGGAGAUGAUGAUUUCUUUUACGAUGGUUAA
Molecule: messenger RNA, 738 nt
Organism: Botrytis sinoallii
Lineage: Eukaryota; Fungi; Ascomycota; Leotiomycetes; Helotiales; Sclerotiniaceae
Exons: 1
Coding region: 1-738 (245 amino acids)
Source: RefSeq, a predicted model, not a curated record